CUCGGAUGACACGCUGGUCCUCCGGGGCUGGCGGUGGUGCUCCAGCUGGAGGGUGCUCCGGCUCUUUGGACGUGUCGGGGAAGGAGUAGCGGGAGUGAGGGAUUGGUAGGACUUCGAAAAUGUCGGAUUCAGACAGUGAUGAGGACCACGAGCACCCAUUUUCUCUCACUGGGUUUCUGUUUGGAAAUAUCAAUGAAGAUGGACAAUUGGAGGAUGACAGUGUUCUUGACAAGGAGUCAAAAAAGCAUCUCGAUGGCUUGGGAACAUUGGGCCUCGGGACCUUCAUUAAGGAAAUCACAGCCAAUGAAGAGGAGUCUGAUGAAGGGAGCACCAAUUCAGAGGGCUGGAUUCAAAGUAAAGAUGAUGCCAUUGAUUACUCAGAUAUUAAUGAGGUAGCAGAGGAUGAGACCCGCAGAUACCGUCAAGUGAUGGGGAAUCUUCAACCUCUAAGGAAACUGGAAGACAAUGACGACGAUGACUAUGAUGCAGACAAUGAGGACAUGGACUCAAAACUCAUGCCACCUCCACCACCACCUCCUCCAUUAAGCAAAGAAGAGGGAGGUUCACAGGAAUCAAGUGCAAAUGGGGUAAAUUCAGCAGUACUCAAUUCCAGUACUGUCGGAGGAUCUCGUGCUACUGAUGGUCUUUUCCCUCGUCCAGUAGCUGAUGAGAAUGAUGGGAUUAUUUUACCUUCCAUAAUUGCUCCUUCGUCCUCUUCAGAGAAGGUUGAGUUUAGCAGUUCCUCUGAUUCAGAGUCUGAGACUGAUCGGCAUGUUCCACGAAUAAGGCAGAAUGAAUCUCAAAAGGAGGAUAAACUCACAUUGCCACUGGCGGGUAUCAUGCAGCGUGAUUCAACCAAGCAGUUGCCCAAUGUCACAGAACUCUUCCCAGAAUUUCGGCCAGGACAGGUGUUACGUUUUUUGCGCCUGUUUGGACCUGGAAAAAAUAUCCCAUCAGUUUGGCGAAGUGCUAGGAGGAAAAGGAAAAAGAAACAUCGUGAGCCACAGCCUGAAGCUCCAGCACAGGAGGGAGAUGGAGAAGAGACAGCAAAGGAACAAAAAUCUGGCUGGGAAUAUCACUAUGCUGCCCCUCCACCACCUGAACAGUGCCUGUCUGAUGAUGAAAUUACAAUGAUGGCCCCCGUGGAGUCCAAAUUCUCUCAAUCCACUGGUGACACUGAUAAUAUAAUGGACAUGAGACCAAAAGUUGCAGAGUGGCGCUAUGGACCUGCACAACUUUGGUAUGAUAUGCUGGGGGUGCCAGAGGAUGGGGAAGGAUUUGAUUAUGGCUUCAAAUUGAAGCAAACAACAGAGCAAGAAGAUGCACUGGAGGAUAAAGUAACCUGCCAGGUAGAGGUACAGGAGUCUUCUGAAGAGAUGGAUAAGUCGACAGAUGAGAAGGAGUUUGAGAAUGAAAUGGAGGCGCUUCUGGAUGAGCACUUUCUCAUGGUCACUCAGCUGCCCUGGGAAGAGGACAUUAUUUGGAAUGGAGAGGACGUCAAGCAUAAGACAACAAAAUCCCAGCGAGCUAGCCUAGCAGGCUGGUUGCCAUCCAGCAUGACUCGAAAUGCCACAGCAUACAAUGCACAACAAGGGCUCAAUCGUGGUGGCACUUGGUUGUCGAAUCCCGUGCCUCCUACUCCAGUUCAGAAAACGACAAUGCCAGGUCCUCCAAUCCCAGCCAAAGGGAAGGACAAGCAUGCACCAGAGCAGCACGUUUCCCAGGAAGAUGAUAAGACUUGGUAUUCUAUCUUUCCAAUUGACAAUGAGGAACUGGUGUAUGGAAGAUGGGAGGAUAACAUCAUCUGGGAUGACCAAGCCAUGGAUAAAAUUUUGGAACCACCAGUGUUGACUCUUGACCCAAAUGAUGAAAACAUUAUUCUCGAAAUUCCUGAUGAGAAAGAGGAGAUGACAUCUAACUCUCCUUCCAAGGAAAAUAAGAAAGAAUCAUCAGCUCGGAAGAGCAGGAUCCUUUUAGGAAAAACUGGUGUCAUCAAAGAUGAGCCACAACAGAACAUGUCACAACCAGAAGUCAAGGACCCUUGGAACCUAUCCAACGAUGAGUUUUACUACCCCAAACAGCAAGGCCUGCGAGGGACAUUUGGAGGGAACAUUAUUCAGCACUCCAUUCCUGCUGUGGAGCUCCGGCAGCCAUUUUUCCCAACUCAUAUGGGCCCAAUGAAACUCAGGCAAUAUCAUCGGCCAUCACUGAAGAAGUAUUCCUUUGGUGCUUUGUCACAGCCGGGGCCUCAUGCUGUGUAUCCACUCCUGAAACAUAUCAAGAAAAAAGCGAAGAUGCGUGAGCAAGAACGUCAGGCCUCUGGUGGUGGAGAAAUGUUCUUCAUGCGAACUCCGCAAGAUCUGACGGGUAAAGAUGGAGACCUCAUUCUUGCCGAGUAUAGUGAAGAAUACCCACCACUAAUGAUGCAAGUUGGCAUGGCAACCAAAAUUAAAAACUAUUACAAACGAAAACCAGGCAAGGAUCCUGGUGCACCUGACUGCAAAUAUGGAGAGACAGUUUAUUGCCAUACUUCUCCAUUCCUUGGAUCUUUACAUCCAGGCCAGUUAUUGCAGGCAUUUGAAAAUAACCUCUUUCGUUGUCCAAUAUACCUACACAAGAUGCCAGAAACUGAUUUUCUGAUAAUACGAACUCGUCAGGGAUAUCAUAUUAGAGAGCUGGUUGAUAUUUUUGUUGUAGGCCAGCAGUGUCCACUUUAUGAAGUUCCUGGUCCAAACUCAAAGCGUGCAAACACACAUGUGCGAGACUUUCUUCAGGUAUUUAUUUACCGUCUUUUCUGGAAAAGUAAAGAUCGCCCACGCCGAAUCCGCAUGGAGGACAUAAAGAAGGCAUUUCCUUCCCACUCUGAGAGCAGCAUCAGAAAGCGAUUAAAACUGUGUGCAGACUUCAAACGAACAGGGAUGGAUUCAAACUGGUGGGUACUUAAACCAGACUUCCGAUUACCCACUGAAGAAGAGAUUCGAGCCAUGGUAUCUCCAGAGCAGUGCUGUGCAUAUUACAGUAUGUUAGCAGCGGAACAGCGUUUAAAGGAUGCUGGAUAUGGUGAAAAAUCAUUUUUUGCACCAGAGGAGGAGAAUGAAGAAGAAUUUCAGAUGAAGAUUGAUGAUGAGGUCAGGACAGCACCUUGGAAUACAACACGAGCGUUCAUUGCUGCAAUGAAGGGCAAAUGUCUACUGGAGGUUACUGGGGUUGCUGAUCCUACUGGCUGUGGUGAAGGAUUUUCCUAUGUCAAGGUUCCCAACAAACCACAGCAGCAGAAGGAUGACAACCAGCCUCAACCAGUGAAGAAGACAGUAACAGGAACAGAUGCCGACCUCCGCCGACUAUCUUUGAAAAAUGCCAAACAGCUCCUUCGGAAGUUUGGUGUUCCCGAGGAAGAAAUUAAAAAGCUCUCUCGAUGGGAAGUUAUUGAUGUUGUGCGUACGAUGUCGACAGAGCAAGCCAGGUCAGGGGAUACUCCCAUGAGCAAAUUUGCCCGUGGGUCACGUUUUUCAGUGGCUGAACAUCAGGAGCGAUACAAAGAAGAGUGUCAGCGUAUUUUUGAUCUUCAGAACAAGGUCCUGUCUUCAACUGAGGUUCUCUCCACAGACACAGAUAGCAGCUCAGCAGAAGACAGUGAUUUUGAAGAAAUGGGAAAAAAUAUUGAAAACAUGUUACAGAAUAAGAAAACAAGCUCACAACUUUCUCGAGAGCGUGAGGAACAGGAACGGAAGGAACUGCAGAGGAUGUUGAUGGGAGAAGAAAUUGGAAAUGAUAAAGACCGUGAUAAAAAGGAGAAGAAAGAUAGGAAAGGUUCAUCAUGCAGCACUCCGACCCCAGGAGUUUUUCAUAAAGAUGAUGACACAGCCUCUGUUACCAGUCUUAACUCCUCAGCUACGGGGCGACGGCUGAAGAUCUAUCGUACGUUCCGAGAUGAAGAUGGGAAGGAGUACGUAAGAUGCGAGACUGUCAGGAAAGCUGCUGUAAUUGAUGCAUAUGUUAGAAUACGGACAACAAAAGAUGAAGACUUUAUCCGCAAAUUUGCACUGUUUGAUGAACAACAUCGUGAGGAAAUGAGACGAGAACGACGCAGAAUUCAGGAACAACUUAGGAGACUGAAAAGGAAUCAGGAAAAGGAGAAAUUGAAAGGACCACCAGAAAAGAAACCCAAAAAAGUCAAAGAAAGGCCUGACCUUAAGUUAAAAUGUGGUGCUUGUGGUGCCAUUGGACACAUGAGGACCAAUAAGUUUUGUCCUCUAUAUUACCAAACAAAUGCUCCUCCAAGUAACCCAGUUGCUAUGACUGAAGAACAAGAGGAGGAGCUCGAAAAGACUGUUAUACCGAAUGACAACGAGGAACUUAUCAAAGUAGAAGGAACCAAAAUUGUUCUGGGCAAGCAGCUCAUUGAGAGUGCAGAUGAAGUGCGCAGGAAAUCUUUGGUCCUCAAAUUCCCCAAACAGCAGCUUCCUCCAAAACGUCGCAGACGGGUAGGAACUACCGUCCACUGUGAUUACCUAAAUAGACCUCACAAGUCCAUUCAUAGACGACGGACAGACCCGAUGGUGACCCUGUCAGGCAUACUGGAAGGAAUUAUCAAUGACAUGAGGGACCUAGUAAAUACUUAUCCAUUUCACACUCCAGUCAACGCAAAGGUUGUGAAAGAUUAUUAUAAAAUUAUCACUAAACCAAUGGACUUGCAGACCUUGAGAGAGAAUGUCCGCAAAAGAAUGUGCCAUUCACGAGAAGAAUUCCGAGAGCAUGUAGAACUUAUUGUUAAAAACUGUGCUACUUAUAAUGGUGUGAAGCAUCCUCUGACCCAAAUUGCCCAGAGUAUGGUGGACCUUUGUGACAUGAAAUUCAAAGAGAAAGAAGAUAAACUGGUCCGCCUAGAGAAAGCCAUCAAUCCUCUUCUAGAUGAUGAUGACCAGGUUGCCUUCUCCUUCAUACUGGAUAACAUUGUUACUCAAAAGAUGAUGGCCGUGGCAGAUUCUUGGCCCUUCCAUCAUCCAGUUAAUAAGAAGUUUGUUCCUGAUUAUUACAAAGUAAUUACAAAUCCAAUGGACCUUGAAACAGUGAGAAAGAAUAUUUCCAAACACAAGUAUCAGAAUCGUGAAGCUUUCCUGCAGGAUGUGGAACUUAUUUUGUCAAACAGCAUCAAAUAUAAUGGCACAGAUAGUCCAUAUACGAAAACUGGCCAGGAGAUUGUGAAUGUCUGCCAUCAAACAUUGGCUGAGUAUGAUGAACAUUUGACUCAACUGGAAAAAGAUAUUGCUUCUGCUAAGGAGGCUGCUCUUGAUGCUGCAGAGUUUGAUGGUCUUGAUCCCCUGACUCCAGGACCUCACACUCCUCAGGGACAUUGCCGUGAGGGACGCACAAGAACAGGUGAAGAGGAAUCUGAUGUGGAUGUUGAAGGUUUUGAGGAAGAUGAUGAUGGAAAACCAAAAACCCCUGCCCCAGCAAGUGACUUUUACCAUCCUCUGCAUGAGGUAACUGAGGGAGUAUGUGAAAUGGAAGAUGAGGAUGAGAUCUCUGUACCACAGCGCCAGGCAAGUGUAUUAUAUGAAGAUUUACUGAUGUCAGAUGGAGAGGAUGAGGAUCACAGUGAAGAUGAAGAAGGUGAUAAUCCAUUCUCCUCCAUUCAGCUCAGUGAGAGUGGCAGUGACUCUGAGGUCGAAACAACUGCCAUGCGAUCAAAAAAACUUCAUCUGAUACCAGAGAAUACACGUAUGGGAAUGGAAAAUGAGGAGAGUAUGAUGUCUUAUGAGGCAGAUGGUGGUGAGACUUCUCAGAUCAUGGAAGACAGUAAUAUAAGCUAUGAAAGCUAUGAAGAAACUGAACUGAAGUCAAAUACUCGUGAUACAACCUUUAGCAGUGGUGGAUGUGAUUAUGAGUUGUCAGAGGAGGAGGAGGAGGAUGAUGAACAGAGGCACGGGCCAAGUGUUCUUAAUGAGGUUCAACUGAGUGAAGAUGAGGAGGAUAGUGAAGAAUUUCAUUCCAUUGGAGGGGACAGUGACGUGGACUCGGAUAUAGAGAGCUGAUCAUUAUUUGUUACCACCUGUUGGCAAGACCAGGUGCAUCAACUCCAGUGUUGAUAUCAUUGCGAUGGAGGCAGAUUUCAUUGAUUCAUGUCAUUAAUGACAUCACAGACUUCACAAUGGAUUAUUUGAGAACAUACGAGCAAUUAUUUGCUAUAUUCCUACAAUAAAUUUUGACUAUGGAUAGGAAUCUUCUGUAAAGUUAUGAGGAAAUAUAAAUUCUAUUAACAAGUUGUACUUAGUACCAAAACACAUUGAACUCUGUAUAUAAAGUAGUUCCUGGAAUCUGUACAAAUAUUGUAUGUAAAAAGUUUAGGAAUUUUUAUUCUCUCUUCAUGAAGUCGCUUUAAAGAAUAUUUGCUAUUAGUGAAUAUGUAUUAUAGACUUCGUUAUCACUGCUUUAAAAGGCUGCUCUCAACAGAUUUAAAAACUAAAAUGAAUCCUGUUUCUCUAGCAGGAAACAUUAUUUGUAUCUAACAGAUAGUGAUCCUAUAUUUCUGAAUCUACAGUCCUUGAUGUAAUUGCAGCUCUUUUUAAUACUUAUUUUAAUUUAGGUCAUUGUUUUUUUUUGUUAUCACAAUACUCUUAUUUUAAAAAGACAUGAACAACUGAAAACCUGGCCCAAUUCCAAACUGAACAGAAUAUUGCACUUUGAUGAAUAUGUGGAUAGAUUGACUUCAACCUAUUAUGGAAAAGUUGAAUACUUGUCUGUCCAAUGUUAUGUUAGUUCAAAGGUAUAGCCAAGGAAGAAAUGGAAAACCAGGGAUAUUUAAGAGUGAAACUCCAGAGGUCCCUCCCAGAUUCAAAAUGCAAAGAACUGUUGGUAAUGAAGUAAAAAUACUUAAGGUCUUAAGUAACUUUAAAGUUGUUAGUAUUUUUUUUGGAAAUAUACCCUCACAGUGAAAAUUUUGGUGAGCAGUAUCCAUUUGUACUCGUCUUGGAUGGUUAACUGAGAAUAUUUGUCUUUGGAAAAUAUGUUGAUCCUUCUGUACAAAUGUGUUUUUAAUUUGAUUUCUAUUUAUCAUGAUAGUACCUCAGUGGUUUGAUAAAAAUGUUACCUUCUGCAAUUCUGAACCUUACCAAGUGGUUGACAUCAUCAUUUUUCAUAAUUUUUAUUUGGUUGGCUGAUUCAGUAUUCUGAACUAGAUAUUCCUGUUCUUCAUCUCAGUGUUUUAAAUUAGGAAUGUUUUUUCUUGAUCUCUAGCCAGUGAACCAACUGUGAAACCUCUGUAUGGCUCCUGGGUAAGAACUAGCUUGACCAUGAUAAGCACUGCAUUGAAAUUUUCUGUGAGCAUUUAGUGUCCAGAUUCUUAUGCGGACCUGCCACUUGGUUAUGUUUUGCAGUAUGGUUGGUACCCCAGAAACUGUACAAAAGGGUCAGUACCUUUGGGUGAGGGAAUUUUGGCAAAAAAGAUAUCAUGAUUAGUGUUUUGACAAUUAUGAUCUAACAAAAAUGUUGACUAUUGGUUACAUUUUAUGAUGUACAUGUUGCAGUUUUGUAAAAUCCUCUAUAUUGUAAAUGGUCAACUAAAACUACUGUUUGAAAUACAAUUUUCCAUUGAAAUGUCAGCACUUGGAGAAACAUAAUUUUACUCUCAAAUGGAACCGGUAUGUUGUGAACAUAUUGGGUAAAAUUAUAUUUGCAAGUGUUUGUUGCUUUUUGCUUGAAUUUUUUUUCAGAAGCAAGUAACAUAAUGUCUAAGAUCUGUUUUCUGUAUACAGAUUAUUUUUAUUUGAGGGGGAUAUUUUUUAGUUCCAUAAUUAUUCCUCAGACAUUGCUGGACACAGAUUUUGGGUUUUUGAUCAGUUAAUAAAUAAUUCAACUGGGUAUUUAACUUUUCUAAACAAAGUGUACCACCAUGUAAUUUCUACCUUUGACAUUAAAUGCCGGAUGUGCACCAGCAUUUGCAGCAGUGUCAGCACAUUAGUAUUAUACAUUUAAGAUAGCAAAUCCAUCUAUACUCUAGGCUUCUUUCGAGUUAGUUUACAGUUUUCACCUCUAUUUUUCUUUAGAAUUAGUAGCUACAUUGAGGUGUAAGGUAAUGAGGGAGAAUGUUACCUAUUAAAUCUUGGUGUGGCUAAAAGAUCAGAUUCAGAGGAAUUGGGUGGAGGCCAAGACAGUGGAUGUGAAUGUGAAUAGAUUAGAAGUUAAGGAAUUCAACACAAAAGACAAGCCAAGUUAGAGAAACAAAGGACUGCAGAUGCUGGCAUCUAGGUGAAAACACUAUGAUGGUGGAGGAACUCAGCAGGCCAGGCAGUGUCUGUGGAGAAAAGCAAGCGGUCAACAUUUUGGGUUAGGGCCCUUUAGGACUGAAGACAGCAAAAGGGGAAGCCCAAUAUAUGGGAGAGAAAAGCAAAGCAGUGAGAGGUGGACA
This is a messenger RNA of Pristis pectinata (smalltooth sawfish), 8407 nucleotides long. It is a transcript of the gene taf1, whose product is annotated as TAF1 RNA polymerase II, TATA box binding protein (TBP)-associated factor. The record is from RefSeq and is a predicted model, not a curated record. Lineage: Eukaryota; Metazoa; Chordata; Chondrichthyes; Rhinopristiformes; Pristidae. Gene Ontology annotation, biological process: DNA-templated transcription initiation; RNA polymerase II preinitiation complex assembly; transcription by RNA polymerase II. Gene Ontology annotation, molecular function: RNA polymerase II general transcription initiation factor activity; histone acetyltransferase activity; RNA polymerase II general transcription initiation factor binding. The transcript is spliced from 40 exons. Bases 120 to 6035 code for a protein of 1971 amino acids. Gene Ontology annotation, cellular component: transcription factor TFIID complex.